This is a messenger RNA of Nezara viridula (southern green stink bug), 780 nucleotides long. Lineage: Eukaryota; Metazoa; Arthropoda; Insecta; Hemiptera; Pentatomidae. The record is from the annotation of a GenBank genome assembly.
AUGUCUCAUAUUGAGCUUGAGUCGUGGAUUGCUAAAACCUUAAUUCUUUUAAAGUCACCAUCUGAAGAAUCGGUCGAAGAACUGAGAAGUAUGCUUGUUGAAACUAUUCACCAAAAAUAUAAUGGUAGAAAACAAUACAAAAUGAUACCUCCAGUCACAGGCUGUGAAAAUAACGAAAGGAUUAAAUCAAAAGAUGCUAAAUCGCAUAGUUCAAGCGACCAUAAACACAAACAUGGGGGAUUUUCUCCUUCAGUAACUGCAAGUCCUGAUUCUUAUGCUAGUGAUUCAGAUUCGUCUAGUACUAAUAGUGAAAUGGUAAUACUUGAAGAAGAUGUCACUUGUUCUGUUUGUAGAGAGGGCGUUUAUACACAGUGGAAUCAAAUUAUGGAUUGUGCGGAAUGCCACGCAGUUUACCAUCAGCAGUGUCAUAAUCCUCCUGUGCCAGAUUCAGACGUCAGUGAUCCUAGGGUUGUUUGGUAUUGUCGUAACUGUACCAAAACUCUUAGUAAACCUAAAACUUCAUCAUUAGCAGGCUCAUCCUCUCAAAACAGCAAAAGCUCGUCUAAAACAAGUGGGAGGUCUAAUACGUCAUCUCCUUCUUUUGGAAGCAAACCAUUUGGAGGUGUCUCUGUGUCAAGUAAAAAGUCUUCAAGUAGUAAAAGUUCUCAUUCCAGCUCUAGUAAAUCUCAUACUCCAAAUAUAAAUAUAAUAUCAGCUGAUAAGAGACUUCAGAUAAUGAAAAAGAAAGCAGCUAGAAAACAAGAAAAACGGCCUAAAUAA